Molecule: messenger RNA, 614 nt
Organism: Lymnaea stagnalis (great pond snail)
Lineage: Eukaryota; Metazoa; Mollusca; Gastropoda; Lymnaeidae
Source: the annotation of a GenBank genome assembly
CUAUGAUGGUUCAAAUAUAACAGCUCCCCUGCUAGGACACUUUGAUGGACAAAACUAUCAUAAUGGUCGUUUACCUCCAAAUUAUAUUAGAUCAUCUGGAAAUAUUAUGUACAUAGCACGCACUGCACAAAGUUAUUAUUCUCAAGGUUUUGCCGUUUCUUAUACAUCACACGGUGAGUACAAAAAUCAUUUUGUUCAAUAACUAGGAUAUUGGGUCUUUAAGCUAAUUUUCUUUUUUAAGUCUACGAGAAAAGGUUUUAAUAAGAAUAUAAGUUAUAGAUUUAUGUUUGAUACAUAGUAUUACAUGUUUGUUAAUCUCGAAAUAAAAGAUUUUGUUCUACUUUUUUGUAAUUUUUCAAUAGAAUGCAAAGAUUUUUUUUAUGACACCAACUGUUCAACUCCAUGCAACUGUAACAAGAGUAACACAGAUUACUGUAACAGUACUACGGGUCAGUGCAUAUGUAAACCACAUUGGACAUCUCCUGAUUGUACAGUAGACAAAAAUGAAUGUCUGGUAGAUCCACUGGCAUGUCCCAACUAUUCGGACUGUACAAAUCUCCAACCAGGCUACCAGUGUGACUGUAAGACAGGACUAGAAAAAAAUGCUACAGGAC